Molecule: messenger RNA, 1355 nt
Organism: Chaetomium strumarium
Lineage: Eukaryota; Fungi; Ascomycota; Sordariomycetes; Sordariales; Chaetomiaceae
Product: Metallo-dependent phosphatase-like protein
Exons: 2
Coding region: 326-1126 (266 amino acids)
Molecular function (GO): hydrolase activity
Source: RefSeq, a predicted model, not a curated record
AUUGGAGUGUCGUGUAAGAGUCAAGACCCGGCAGCGGGUUCCCUACAUGAACCACACCCAUGGAACGGAAGAAUCUGAGGAAGCUUUGUCUGGAGUACGAGUGUAAGUUACAGAGCCUGAGAAAUGAACAACCGAAUCUGCCCAAGUGGCUUUAGGUAGUUUACCACUGCCGCGACGGUAAUGUGGCAUGAUAACAGGCGGUAUCAUUUACCUACUUUUACGUAUCGGGAGGUAAAUACUAGUACUGUCAACGACAAGGCCACGCGCAACAUCAGACCAUCAACAGUCCACUCUCCUUCAGAACCUUCGACCACAUUGUCCUCUCAUGGCGGUUCAGAUACUCUCGGACCUUCACUUAGAGGCCCCAAAGGCCUAUGAUACCUUUGAGAUUGUGCCCAAGGCACCGCACCUGGCCUUGCUUGGCGACAUCGGCAACGUUGCCGCACACAAAGACGAUUUCCUCGGUUUUUUGACUCGGCAACUGCGGCAAUUCCAAGCCGUACUCUUCGUCCCUGGGAACCACGAAGCGUAUCAUUCCAACUGGCCCGAGACGCUCGGCAUCCUCCGCGCUUUUCAAGAGGACGUACGCAAGGACGGGUCGCUCGGGGAGUUCGUCUUGCUAGACCGCACUGCCUUCCGGUUGCCCAGCUCCAACGUCGUUAUCCUUGGCUGCAGUCUCUUCUCCCAUGUCCCGCCCGAGAGCCGCGGGGGUGUCAGCUUGGGGCUGAACGACUUCUAUCAAACUAGCGGGUGGGACGUGGACACGCACAACGACGCGCACAAGCGGGAUCUGGAGUGGUUGAACACGCAGGUUGCGGAACUGGAGGACUCUGACGUCAAAAUCGUGAUUCUCACGCACUGGACGCCGACUCGAGACCCCCGCUCCAUCGAACCAAGGCACUUCCGGAGUCCAGUCGCAAGUGCCUUUUCGACCGACUUGUCCGGAGAAAAGUGCUUCAAGAGUGACAGGGUCAAAGUAUGGGCAUUUGGGCACACGCAUUACAAUUGCGACUUCACCGUCGAGAGGGAGGAUGGCGCUGGUCUACUGAGGCUUGUAGCGAACCAGAGGGGAUAUUACUUUGCUCAGAGCGAGGGGUUUGACGGCGAGAAAACGAUUGAGUUAUGAGAACGGAGACGGGGCCUGCAGUAUCACUUAACAUGCAUGUACCGUACUGGAAUGAGUUGGACUGGAAGGUUGGAAACAGGCCUGGCAUUCUGAUCCGCACACACAGACACUGGCAGCACCUGCCCGGUCGCUCUGCAGGACAGGUAUACCUACUACUACUUGAUACGGUGCUGGGCCAACGAAGGCCAUAGUAGUAAUAGAACGCCGAUUUCUGGGCAAGGCUUUCGUC